This is a messenger RNA of Cyprinus carpio (common carp), 1170 nucleotides long. Its product is annotated as band 3 anion exchange protein-like. Gene Ontology annotation, cellular component: basolateral plasma membrane; plasma membrane. The record is from RefSeq and is a predicted model, not a curated record. The coding region runs from base 7 to 645 and encodes 212 amino acids. Gene Ontology annotation, molecular function: solute:inorganic anion antiporter activity; bicarbonate transmembrane transporter activity. NCBI's taxonomy places the organism in Eukaryota, Metazoa, Chordata, Actinopteri, Cypriniformes, Cyprinidae. The transcript has 4 exons. Gene Ontology annotation, biological process: bicarbonate transport; monoatomic anion transport; transmembrane transport.
AGAAAAAUGGUCAAGGGUUCUGGCUUUCACAUGGAUCUUCUCAUCCUGGUGAGCAUGGGAGGUCUGAGUGCCAUUUUUGGCAUUCCUUGGUUAAGUGCCGCAACUGUACGAUCUGUAUCUCACGCCAAUGCCCUGACUGUCAUGAGCAAAGGCCCAAAACCAGAGAUUGAGAAGGUUCUGGAACAGAGAGUCAGUGGAGUAGUGGUGGCUUUGCUUGUUGGUCUGUCCAUUCUCAUGGAGCCCAUUCUAAAAAUGAUUCCUAUUACAGCUCUCUUUGGAAUCUUCCUCUACAUGGGAAUCACAUCCCUCAGUGGGAUUCAGCUUUGGGAUCGAAUCCUGCUCCUCCUUAUUCCCAAAAAGUAUCACCCCAAUGAACCCUAUGCUACAAAAGUCAGCACCAGUAGGAUGCAUGUGUUCACUGCGAUCCAGAUCGUGUGUCUGGCAAUCCUGUGGAUGGUGAAAUCGAGCCCUGUGUCACUGGCUCUGCCGUUCGUCCUGAUCCUCACCAUCCCUCUGCGCAUGUUCAUAACUGGACGACUUUUCACUGAGCAAGAGAUUAAAUAUCUUGACGGUGAUGAUGCCAAGGCAACAUUUGAAGAGGAGCCGGGAGUGGAUGUGUAUUCUGAAACUCAGAUGCCGUUAUAGAUCAUUUUUCUGGAACCAAAUUAAUUUUUCACAAUCAGAGUCAGCAGAAUUAGAGUGCAGCCAGCAUAUGAAAAUUUUGACCAAAUGAUACCCAACUUCAAUCCUAUUUUAAUGCAACUCAUUUUAUUGAUGUGUGUGUGUGUGUGUUGGGAUUCUCUGUUAAUUAUUGUUAUAAUGCUCAUCAUGACAUAUAAGAUCAUGUACAUAUAAGUGCCUUUUAUAAGGUCUUUAAAAUCAGAUAAAUAAAUAAUACAAAUAAAUAAUUUUUAUAAAUACUUUGUCUUGUUGGAGGAGUAGAUUUGCUCUGUCCCUCAUAUAAAGAUGUACCAGUCUAGACAUCAUUGGGUGACUUAAACCUGAAGAAUGCAUUUCCUGAGGAAUGUAUGUAUUUUAUGCUGUCAGAUAGCUCUACAUCAAACAUGUUCAAGCAUUUUUCCUUUCCAUGUUACAGGCAAAUAAGACAAACAGCCAAAGUGACACUUCAUAAAUUUGAAAUAUCUAUCCAUCCAUCUAUCUAUCUAUCUA